AUGACCAAGCUUGAUAUCAAGAGUGUGGGGAUCAUUGGCGGCGGCCCCGGCGGCCUCGCGGCGCUCUACGAGUUUUUGCACACUAAGGCCGACGGCACCCUGACUGUCGGCAAGGAAGCGGCUGAUCCGCCGGCGUUUACCACGGUGGACUUAUUUGAACGUAAGGGAGCCGUGGGUGGUAUCUGGCUGCCGGGACAGGACAAGCCCGACGCGUUACCCGAGCAAUUGAGCGAUGACUAUAACCAGCCCGAUGCCAUUUGGAAACUGCCGGAAGUGCCGGAAGAUGUCGGAAGUGCUACCGAAGAUAAACCCCUCGUCACUGAAUCGGGAGCUGACAAGCAAAACUGGCAACUGCUGGGAGUGUUCCCCGGUUUGUUCACCAAUAUUCCCCUGCAAUUUACUCGGUUUUCUUACUUGCCUGAUGAGCCUGAGUACCACGACAAGACGCGGCAAAUCUACCCUUUCUUGACGUUGGAAGAACAGCAGAAACGGUUCUCUGAUUUCGUGAAAAGAGAACACCUUGACGACCAUAUCCACUACUAUUCUGAUGUGGUUAAGGCGGAGAAGGUCGGCGAUAAGUGGAAGCUUACCAUCCACCAAACCCUGCCUGAAGACAAGGGUAAGCUGAAGUGGUUUACCAAGGAAUACGACGCCAUUGUUGUGGCUAACGGACACUAUACCGUGCCCAAUAUCCCUCAUAUUGAAGGGCUUCAGCAGUUCCACAAUGCCCACCCUGGAGCCGUGCUCCACGCCAAACUGUACCGCGGACCUGAUCAAUUCAAAGGGAAACGGGUUUUAGUGGUUGGCGGUUCGAUUCUGACGGUGAACCAGCUUCAGUAUAUUGUUCCUGUGGCUGAACUGACGGUGGUCAGUCGCCGUGGCCCUCACAUUGUAUUUGAAUGGAUUAACGAUGCUAUCAAGUCUAAGGGUAUUACCUCUAAACCGGCCAUCUCCAAAUUUGAAGAAGACGGCACCGUGGUGUUUUCUGACGGUUCUAAAGAGGAACCGUUUGACUACGUUGUUCUUACCACAGGGUACCACUACUACUACCCGUUCCUCAAAGACGACACGUUCCUUCAAGUGAAGCUGCCGCUGAACUUGCUGAGAGUUUCAGGGUUGUACUACGAUACUUUCCUGAUUGCUGACCCUACUCUCGGCAUUGUGGGAGUGGCGGUACUGUCGUUGAACUUCCACACCAUCGAAGCUCUGGCGGCUGCCCUUGCCGGUGUCUGGUCUGGCGCUACUCAAUUGCCCCCUCCCUCGGCCCAGAUUGAGCGGGAACAGCGGUGGAUCGAUUUAACUGCCGACAACUUGUUGUUCCACUACUACCGUCAUUAUGACGUCAAGGACGAGUUUGUCGACAAAUUGAAGCCGUAUGCCGCCAAAGACCGGCCCUACGUGCUUCGCGAAGACGGCUACUACAUUCCCGAUAUCGCUAAAGGGUUCAAGUACCAGAAACGUCUCUUUUAUGGGAUAAAAGACGGUGACAUUCCCUUGGAAGAAACUGUGGGGGAAGUGGGCCGCUUGGAGAAGCCAGUAUACGUGUUGUAG
Diutina rugosa is the source of this 1551-nucleotide messenger RNA. RefSeq lists its product as uncharacterized. NCBI's taxonomy places the organism in Eukaryota, Fungi, Ascomycota, Pichiomycetes, Serinales, Debaryomycetaceae. The transcript has a single exon. Gene Ontology annotation, molecular function: NADP binding; N,N-dimethylaniline monooxygenase activity; flavin adenine dinucleotide binding. The record is from RefSeq and is a predicted model, not a curated record. The coding region runs from base 1 to 1551 and encodes 516 amino acids.